CGUAGCAGAUUUUGCAGUGUGCUUGAGAUUUGACACUCAAAAUGCGGUACUACUGCACCUUGUGCGAUUGCCAAUAAAUGUAUAUUUGUAUGGCCAUCAGUGUUGGUAAAAGAAAGAAAAAAAUAAUAUCAUGUUACAGUAAGACAUGUGAGCUUCCACAUUAAAAACAAUAACAAUCGCUUGGUUUGUUUAAGUGCACACGAUAAAAUGUUUAGUUUUCGUAGAGCAGCGUCUCGGACGCUUAAUGUAGUCAAUGAAUUUAAUAAUUCCGUUAAAUAUCAGAAUCACAUCAAUGAGAAUCUAGUCAAACAUAUCAAUGCCAUACGGCUGACGCAAUCGGUCCAAUUUUAUUCAAAAGAUUUAAAAGCCAAGCCCAUCGAUGCAAAGGAAAAGUUUCCAAAAUCCAUUAGUGAAGCAAGUCGUGAAUUGCAAUUGGAAUUCAAAUCCGAACUGGGGAAGAUUGACACGAAAUUAUACCUGGCCUAUACAUGCAAAGUAUGUAAUACUCGAAAUAGCAAGACUAUUUCGAAAGUCGCUUAUACGCUGGGUGUUGUAAUUGUACGGUGUGACAAGUGCCAAAAUAAUCAUCUCAUUGCCGAUAAUUUAAAAUGGUUCACCGAUUUGGAUGGCAAACGGAAUAUCGAAGAGAUUUUGGCGGAAAAAGGGGAAACAGUUCAACGCACUUCAUUCGGUGAAUUCUUUGGCAUUCGAAAUAAAACAGCUGAUAAGAAAUCAAUUGACGAUGAGAAAAAAACUGACGAAAAAACAGCUGAGAGUGAUGAAAAAGAGAAGAAGACAGCCGAAGGUGACAUAAAAUCGGAAGAGAAAUCAGCCGACGAAAACAAAACCGUCAAACUGUCGGACGAACUAAAGAAAAGCAAAAUUGUGAAAGAAGCAUCAUCUGAAGAACAAAACGAAGAGAAACCGGCUCUGUUGGAAGAUCUCUCGAAGAAAGCUCAGACAAUCAAGCAAAAAGUUACGGACAUUCUACGAACGAAGAAAGAAAACUAGCAGUGAAAGUUCAGUUUAGAACAGGAAAAAAAGCUAGAAGAUAGUAGAUUUAUUAUGCAAUAUGAAUUGAAACAAUUCCAUUUUUUCAUAGGUAUACUUAAAAUUGUAUAGUACCUUGACUACAUUUCAUUACAGUAAAUUUUAUGCAGAAGAUUAGGUUUGAAAAAAAAAGAGUGAAAUUAUCAUAGAUUAUUUCACCUUAUCACUUAAUUAGUUCGGAACAUUGCUGUAUAUUUUUAUGAUUACUCAAAAGUACAAACCGUUUUUAUGUCUAGGUCAAAAGACACUCAGUAAAUGCCAUAUUCCGCACUCGAUUCAACAGCUUUAUACAGCGACUUAUCAAUGUUUUUCAUUUUCAUUAACCGCAAAUCGCAAUUAUACUUAAUUCUCUGUACGUAGCGUAGCGAUAAAAUGUAUUCUGAAUCAGAAUUUCUGAUGUUACCGAAUUGUUGAUAGUUGAACUUAUAUUUUGAAUGGUAUAUUUUAAUGUUGGAAUUAUUUUUCUUCGUCUCGAAUGACUUUAACACUACUGACUCCUAGAUACUACUGUUAUUUUGCCAAUUAUUGUUGAAUAACGCAUAAUUAAUAUGCUCUUCCAUUUAGAAUUUGACAAAAAAAACGAAUAAAAAGGGGAAAAAUAAGAACAAGCUUAAAAAA
This is a messenger RNA of Sitodiplosis mosellana (orange wheat blossom midge), 1668 nucleotides long. RefSeq lists its product as uncharacterized. Gene Ontology annotation, cellular component: mitochondrion. Lineage: Eukaryota; Metazoa; Arthropoda; Insecta; Diptera; Cecidomyiidae. Bases 208 to 1011 code for a protein of 267 amino acids. Gene Ontology annotation, molecular function: protein-folding chaperone binding; zinc ion binding. The transcript is spliced from 2 exons. Gene Ontology annotation, biological process: protein folding; protein stabilization; protein import into mitochondrial matrix. The record is from RefSeq and is a predicted model, not a curated record.